Molecule: messenger RNA, 5336 nt
Organism: Daphnia magna
Lineage: Eukaryota; Metazoa; Arthropoda; Branchiopoda; Diplostraca; Daphniidae
Product: protein prickle
Exons: 10
Coding region: 1282-4899 (1205 amino acids)
Molecular function (GO): zinc ion binding
Source: RefSeq, a predicted model, not a curated record
AGAUAUACCUAUGUAAAAAGCCCUUGAAUAUGAACACCCAAACGAGAAGGGAAAAAAAAAAAAUGGACAGCCCUGGAAAUAAUAACUGGCCGGCGGGUCGGGAGCUCUUCUUAUAGUACUUUGGGGUCCAGUCUUAUGUGCCCAACCUGAAGGGAAAAAAAUGGCCUGAGGACGAGUUUGUUGUUGAGAAAGAGGAAAAAAAAAUUUGUUGAAAUCGCGCGAGCAUAUUUCAUUUUUUUAAAAAAGAGAAACGAGAGGAAGGAAGGAAAAAAACAAAUGACUAAGAUGGACGGUGAUAUUUGGACUGCGUGAGCGUGUGCCGUCUCCUACCUUAAAUUUGAACUCAUUAUUUUGCGUUAGUUUUUUUUCCCUCCCUUUUUCCUGUUUGUUGUCACAGCUGAACGGGUGCACAUAUUUCUAUCGAUUUAUUUUUAUUUAUUUAUUUAUUAUUAUGAUUGUUUUUUUAAAGGGAAAGAAAAGAAAAAAAAAAUGCAGAAAUUUAGAACAAGGAAAGAGUUGUGUGACUUGUCAAAAGCUUUUCUCGAAAUAGUUUCGGAAAUGAGCCGACUAUUAUUUUUCCUCUUCCCCUCGUUUUUUUUGUUUUUUGGGUAGCACUAGUAGUGGAAGAAGAAGAAAAAAGGAAGAAACAAGUUGGGAACGCUCAGGUGCGAGUUCCUCUUGAAAAAAAAAAGAAAAACGAAAGAAGGACAGGUAAGACGAGAGUUGCUGCUGCUCUGCUGGAGGGGAAUUUAAAAAGAUAGGGGAAAUCGAAAAGAGAGAGAGAGAGAGACUAGAUAGGUGGAGGUGGUAAGGUAGAAUCGAGAAAGAAAGAGAGAGGUAAAAAAGGAAGGUGGGAGGGACCUUGACGAAAGGUAAGAAGAAACACACGCGCCUAUAUUCAGUCGAAAGGCAACCGCCGUGGUGAUAGCAUCGCCGCUACAUCAACAUUUAAUUUAUUUUAUUUUUAUUUUUUUUUUGUGUGUUUCCUUCUUCUUCUUCUUCGCUUCAUUCACACAAAAACAACGAAAAAUAAAAAAAGGUUGUUGUAAUCAAUCGAAGCCAAAGUGUUAAAAAAAAACAACCCCCCAAACGGAUAUUACUUGAUCGUUUUGUUUCGGCUCCAUUUGGAUAGCGUGUUCACGUGUAACGAUGCCGGAUGAACGCUCGUCCGUUCUUCGGCUGAUCAAGCAAAGUGUGCAAGUGUAGUAGCCUCAAAUAAAAAGCGUGUGGAAAAUCAAUAAAUAGGUUUGUUUCGUAUUUCUCAAAGUGUUCAAAUAUCAAAUGGAAGUGACGACGAAUGCAAAGUGCGCCAACGGCGGAUUGGCGGGCGGCAGCGCUGCCGUCGUCGCUAAAGUAUCGACCGUUUCGCCAGCGGAAGACGGUUCGUCGGCUUCCGGUGCGAGCCACAGGAAAGAUGGCGGCACUAGCGGAGGAACGCUGCUGCAGAUGCACAAACCUCUUGCCCACCUGUUGGCGCACCGUCAGUGGUGGAAAGUCUGUUGGGUCUACGGCGAUCAGCAGAAAUAUUACAGACAAUUGUACGGCCGCAAAAAGAAUUUGACGACGCUCAGGUCGACUGUGACGCAAGCGACCCAUUCGCCGUCUUCGUCGUGUUGUAACGACGACAAUCAGCACAGCGAUGCCGGCGGUGUUGACGACGACGACGCCGCCCUCAGUUCGUCCUCGUUUAACACUGCGCCGUGUUUCCACACUUCGGAAAAAGUGUGUCGUAACUGCAAAUGUCCGCGAGAAGAUCAUCAAGAACAACGUGCGUAUCCAGCUGGAGGCACGGUUGCAAACGGCUACAAUCCACCGCCGCAACAUCAGCAACAGCGGCCCGGUUACGCGCCGUACCAGCAACCGUCGCCGCAAUCGUUGACGUCGCAAUCGUCCGAAACGGCGCAACUGCUGGCCAAUUCGUCGUCGGACAAGCUGGUGGUGGGCCGAGGAGCCUCUGGCUUGUUUCAUCCGCUGCCGUCAUCAUCAUCAUCAUCGCAGCAGCAGCACAAUCACGCGCACGCUGGCCAUCUUCAUCCUCCUCAUUCCCAUCAUCAUCAUCAGCUGGGUGGUCUGGCCACAGACGUUUUGCGACACUCCCAAUCGGACGACGAUUCGGGUUGCGCUCUCGAGGAGUACACGUGGGUUCCACCCGGAUUGAAACCCGACCAGGUUCAUUUGUAUUUCUCUGUGCUGCCGGAAGAGAAAGUGCCCUACGUCAACUCAAUUGGCGAAAAAUACCGCAUUCGCCAGCUGCUCCACCAACUUCCGCCGCACGAUAAUGAGGUGCGCUAUUGUUCUUCGCUCUCCGAGGACGAGAAGAAAGAAUUGCGGCUCUUCUCGGCCCAGCGAAAGCGCGAGGCUCUCGGACGGGGCACCGUUCGCCAACUACCUGUCGCCAAUCCUUUGCCCACCUCUUGCCAUCAGUGCACAGAAUCGAUGGGCGGCGGUGAUAUGGCCGUCAUGGCUUCCAGGGCCGGACCAGCCCAUUGUUGGCAUCCGGGCUGUUUCUCAUGCAGCGUUUGCCGCGAAUUGCUCGUCGAUUUGAUCUACUUUUAUCGCGACGGUCGUCUCUUUUGUGGACGACAUCACGCGGAAACUUUGAAACCUCGUUGCGCUGCUUGCGAUGAGCUCAUCUUGGCGGACGAGUGCACGGAAGCGGAAGGCCGGGCCUGGCAUAUGCGCCAUUUUGCCUGCUUUGAAUGCGACAGAGUUUUGGGCGGUCAGCGUUACAUCAUGCGUGAUUCACGGCCGUAUUGCCUUCACUGUUUCGACGCUAUCUUUUCCGAGUAUUGCGAUGCCUGCGGCGAACCAAUCGGAGUCGAUCAAGGUCAAAUGACUCACGAAGGCCAGCACUGGCAUGCGACGGAUGGCUGUUUCUGUUGCCACACGUGCCGGACGUCACUGCUGGGCAGGCCGUUCUUGCCUCGUCGAGGGCUCAUCUUUUGCUCGAUUGGGUGCAGUAAAGGAGAGCCACCCACGCCGAGCACAGACUCGAACGCACACACGCCCACGCACAGCAACAACAGCAGCAACAGCAACAGUUUGAUGCAUCAUCAUCACCAGUCCGGCGUAAGCGGCUCGAGUCCGUCCUUGCUUCCGUCCAUCGGCUCGCCUUCGUCGUCCGCCUCCCGCAGUCCGAGACGAAUCAGGUCUGGCAAGACCCAACAGCACCAGCAACAGCGAUGGCGUGGCCGAAAUGGUAAUCAAGAUGACGCUAAUUCGGAGACGACUGAAGUAUCGGACUAUUCCAGUCAGCAGCAAAUACUGUCGCCAACAUCGCCAGCGAACCCCAACCUGGGCCUACCACCGGCACCGCCACGUAGCGUAACCAGCACGGUCGGCGCUGGAUCUGAGUUCAAUUCUCCAUCGCCCAACCAAGUGCGACGCUCGAAAAGGCAGCCCAUGGCGGAUUUGUCGAGCCUCGCAGCAUCUAGCUGCAAUGGCACCACCAGUCCAGUGCCUUUGCCCAUGUCGAGCGUCGGCAUCGCUCACCGAGGGGUGGUCGACUUGCGCCAGCACGUCUCGGCGCCCGAAGUGGCGCCAUCCGCCGCAGCCAUCCCGCAAAUGAAUUUGCAGCAGCAGCAGCAGCAGCAGAUUGUUUCUGCUGGCAAUUCGCCCACUCACGUUUACAGAUCUCCGCGAAUGGGCCGAAAGAGCCUGCGCCCCUAUCAAACAGCACAGCAGCAGCCAGCCCCUCCGCUCUACGAGAAUCAUCCGCCCUUGGAAAACCUUUCGCUCGACGACUCGCCACGCUAUCGAUCCGAAACGAUGACGUAUUCAGUCCUCCCCAUCGCUAGCCCUGAGCAGCAGCAGGUGGAGCCGAAAUCAAGCGAAACACCCCGCCAGGAGGUGCAAACGGAAAAUGCGGUCGUGGCGCCUGCGAACGCUCAAUCUCCGCCCGAACAGGCGACAACCACCGAUGCUGCGGUUUUGAAUUUGGAACAGCUUUUGAGCAAAGUGGCUGCAGGUGGGGCGGGGCCCUUAUUGACCAAGCAGGUGCUCGAUAAGUUAUUGGAAGCCGCAGCUGCGGCCAAUUUGAUCCAGCCGCAGCAACAGCCGCAGCAGCAACAGACGGGUUUGCGGCGCAGCCCCGACUCGCAUUCGACGUCUCUUCCGGACUUGACGUCUCAAACUGAACCGGACGGUAAUACUCAAACCGGAUCAAACGAUGACGAAGACGACGGAAGUCCGGCAGAUGCAAAUUCGCCGGUGGGCGAAGGCUGCACGCCCAGAAAAUCCAAUUUGAUGAGUGGGCGGAGUAAGAAUGGUGGGGCGGAUUCCAGACAACUGAGCGUCAGAUUUGAUCCCAACCAAGUACCUAUGAUCGACGGAGCAUCAGGCGGUGGAAGAACUCCUGAAGGAGACACUAGCAGUAGUAGCAGUAGCGGUGGCUGCCGUAAAACCAACGAUCAUCACCAUCCUUCGUCGUGCUCAUCAUCUUUUUCAUUCAAGAGUGGUGGCCGUCGAAAACAACAAGUUCAACAACAAAAUGCCAAUGUUCCACGCUCUCAUUCUUAUUCCGGUCGCAGUGCUCUGGAAGAGGCGAUGGAUAGUGGCACUUCCAGUUUUGGAAGCCGAGCUGAGGCUGGGCCCAGCAGUGGACGGACUGUCAACAGACACCGCCCGAUUAACGACAUGGAUAUGGUGAGCGUCUGCUCCACCUGCUCGAGCUCGAGCAGCGAUGAGGAAGAAGACUAUUCAUCUUAUCGUUUACCUGCGGCGCGUCGUGCGGCUUACGGUGGCGUGCGCAUCAGCUACGUGCCCAAUGACGCCAUGGCAUUAGCUUCAGCCCGCCAGCGGUCUCAAACCCUUCAAUCUUCAUCGGCAGGACAAUCAUCGAGAACCGCCUCCAACGCUGGAGGCGACAAAGAAAAGGACAAGAAUUGCAUCAUAUCUUAACGGAUACAUAGAGUACACAACUCACUUAAUAUUAUACUCAGUGAAAGGAAAAGGUCAAUCGAUGCUGUCUCGUAACAAAAGAUGCAUGUCUGUUUGCCUUAUCAUAUAAUACCCCCGAUAGAAUAACGCUAACGAACAAUUUCAGUUAUGUUUUCUUGGUACCGUUAAAUGGUGAGAACCCCCCCACCCCCCUCCCCGUAAAAAAAAGAGGACUUGUGGAGAAGACAAAUGUUGACGACGUACUGCUGUCGUAUUUUUCGCUGACAAACGAACGACGACAAAGCAAAUGUGGUUUGCUUGAAUGACGUCAACUCCUCCAACAACACACCAACUGUUUGUUCUCGUGCAAUAAUAGGAUUUCUUAUUUUAUGCAAAUGUUUAAUAAUUAUUUAUAUAUAAAUAUGUAUAUUGUCAAUAUAUACAGUAUAUCAAACGAG